CGUAAGGAAUGUAUCAUAUGUGAAUGCAGUCAUAAACGUCAAAAAUCGAACAAAAGAUUAUUUUUAAGAAAAGAUUAUAUCAAGUGUUUAUUUUAAUUAAAAUUAGUCAUUCAAACUUAAAUUAAACCAUUAAGAGAGUUUAAAGAAUUAAUUCAAGUAAAACAUGAUGCCCGCUGCAGAGGAGGCGCAGAUUUCAAAGUUGUUAUCCAGGUAUAAAAACGUUAGUGCGACCAAAAAAGAUGUUAUUGACGUAAUUACCACGUAUCGCUCCCUGACAUAUAAUUUGCAAAAAUUCGUUUUCAACGAUGGAAGUACUAAGGAGCUUUUCAAUUUGGCUGGAACUAUACCGGUUGUUUAUAAAAAUAACACUUACUACAUUCCAAUAUGCAUAUGGUUAAUGGAUACACAUCCUCAAAAUGCACCAAUGUGCUUUGUAAAACCAACCCCAACAAUGCUAAUUAAGGUAUCAAUGUAUGUGGACCAUAAUGGAAAGAUUUAUUUGCCAUAUCUGCACGAUUGGCAACCGCGUACAUCGGAUUUACUCUCUCUGAUACAAGUAAUGAUUCUGACGUUUGGUGAUCACCCACCAGUUUUUUCCAAACCUAAAAAACAGCCACAAAAUCCGUAUACAGGUUUACCUAUGCCUGGUGGUGUCGGAUAUCCACCUUACCCUACAGCUGCCGGAGGUGCAUUCCCACCUUAUCCGACAGCAAAUAAUUUUGGACCAUUUCCACCGUAUCCCACCGGAGGCAAUUCCUCUGUGGCUAAUCCUAGUACAAGUGCAGGAGGUUAUCCACCGUAUAUGAAUUAUCCACAAGUUCCUGGUUAUAAUUCUGGAUUUAAUUCUUCAACACCAAGUUCCACGGGUACCAUAACAGAGGAACAUAUUAAGGUAUCUCUUAUUAGCGCAGUGGAAGACAAACUACGACGUCGUCUACAAGAGAAAGUUAAUCAAUAUCAAGCUGAAAUUGAAACACUCAAUCGUACCAAGCAGGAAUUGGUAGAGGGCAGUUCAAAAAUUGACAAUGUUAUUGCACGUCUUAUUAGAGAAGAAGUGGAACUUAAAAAAAAUGUAGACAUUUUGCGAGACAAGGAACAAGAACUUGAAAAAAGUUUAGACGCAUUGGAGAAGUCUGAAGGUAUAGACCCAGAUGAAGCCGUUACAACAACAGCGCCGCUAUAUAGACAAUUACUUAAUGCGUAUGCAGAAGAAGCGGCUCUUGAGGAUGCAAUUUACUAUUUGGGUGAAGCUUUACGAAGUGGAGUUAUUGACUUGGAAACAUUCUUAAAGCAUGUACGUCAAUUAUCUCGUAAGCAAUUUAUGCUUCGAGCUAUUAUGCAGAAAUGUAGACAAAAAGCUGGAUUGGCGGGAUAAAUAACACAAUGCCAUAGUGAAAUAAAAUCAUAUAAUGGAAAUUUAAUUUUGUUCCACUAACGUUGGAAUUACUCAACAAAAUAAAAUAAAUA
Bactrocera latifrons is the source of this 1467-nucleotide messenger RNA. It is a transcript of the gene TSG101, whose product is annotated as tumor susceptibility gene 101 protein. Gene Ontology annotation, biological process: protein transport; protein modification process; endosome to lysosome transport. The record is from RefSeq and is a predicted model, not a curated record. Gene Ontology annotation, molecular function: ubiquitin binding. The transcript has 9 exons. Bases 164 to 1375 code for a protein of 403 amino acids. NCBI's taxonomy places the organism in Eukaryota, Metazoa, Arthropoda, Insecta, Diptera, Tephritidae. Gene Ontology annotation, cellular component: ESCRT I complex.